AUGGAUUCUACUUUUGUGCAGAAUGUUCCCAGUGAGCUUAUCUGCCACAUCUGCAAGGACUAUUUCACAGACCCUUUCACCAUUAGCUGUGGGCACAGCUUUUGUGCUCCUUGUAUUUGCCUCUUGUGGGAAGAUGCUCAGCAUCCUGCUCGCUGCCCUGUGUGCAGGGCAGUAUCUCCACGAAUAUACUUGGAAAAAAUUAUUUUUGCUGAGGAACAAGUUCAUGCUAUCAAAAAAUCAAUUUCCUGCCAGUUACCAAACUCUGCCAAGCAAGUCUGUAGGACGCACCAAACAGCAAAGGACCUCUUCUGUCCAAUUGAAAAGAACCUGCUGUGUGGGCACUGCUCCCAUUCCCCAGGGCAUGCCACUCACAGACACUCACCAAUAUCGAAGGCUACUAAGCACUACAGGGAGAAACUUCUGAUGCAAAUGAGGUCUAUUUGGAAAAACAAACAGAGAAAUCAGAGAAAUCUAAACAGAGAGUACAACUUAUUUAGGGGAUGGCAGGGUUUUAUAAAUCUACGGAUGAUAAUGAUCAGAGCUGAAUACCCUAAGGUAUACCAAUAUCUCCAUGAAGAAAAGCAAAAACAUUUAGAGACCCUGGCAAUUGAAGGCAAGAUCAUUUUUAAUCAACUCCAGAGAAAUGUAGCUAGAAUGCGUCACAUGGGAAAACUCCUAAGAAAAAUGUAUCAGGAGCUAAAGGAAAUGUGCUACAAAACAGACACGGACCUGUUCUGGAAUUUGGGAGACAUCAUGAAAAGGAGUCAGUUAAUGCAGUUGCACAUUCCCCAGCCUAUGAACCCUCAGCUGAACACAUGGACCAUCACAGGGAUGUCCGAAAGGCUUAACAACUUCCGAGUGUAUAUUACAUUGGACCAUAACAUAAGCAAUUAUCGUGUGGCUCUGUUUGAAGACCUGAUACAUUUGCAAUGCAGUUCCGACCAUCAAGACAUGCCCCACAGUCCAGCAAGUCUACAGUACACUCCUUUGUGGGGAGCUCAGACCUUCACCUCCGGCAAACAUUACUGGGAGGUAGAUGUGGGAAACUCUUGUAAUUGGAUUGUAGGACUUUGCAAGGAAUCCUGGAUCAAUCGCAAUGAUAUGCUGCUCAAUUCUGAGGAUAUUUUCCUACUUCUGUGCAUUAAAGUGAAUGACCUUUGUCGUCUCUUCUCUGCCUCCCCGCCAUUACUUCACUACAUCCAAAGACCCCAGGGCUGGAUAGGGGUGUUUCUAGAUUAUGAAUGUGGUACGGUAAGCUUUGUGAAUGUUGCCAAAAGCUCCCUCAUUUGUAAUUUCCUCUCAUGCUCCUUUUCUUUCCCUCUCAGACCUUUCAUUUGCUAUGGACCCAAAUGA
Canis lupus familiaris (dog) is the source of this 1353-nucleotide messenger RNA. Its product is annotated as tripartite motif-containing protein 77-like. Gene Ontology annotation, molecular function: zinc ion binding; protein binding. Bases 1 to 1353 code for a protein of 450 amino acids. The transcript is spliced from 6 exons. Lineage: Eukaryota; Metazoa; Chordata; Mammalia; Carnivora; Canidae. The record is from RefSeq and is a predicted model, not a curated record.